AUGGUAGCUGCGAAAACUUGCUUUUCCCCACUCGAUCCGCGGGUGACACCGUGGAAAUCCAAACGCCCUGCGGGUCCCGAGUCUCCGCGGAGCUCCCGCAGGCCGCGGGUCCCAGCCCUCGAGCCCCGCGGGUGGCCGAAGAGAGGUCUCUGGGGCCGCCGAAGCGAGGUCUCCGGGGCCCCCGCAGCCCUCAGUGCUCCUGCCUUGAGCGCAGCGGCCCUCCCUUUGUCCGGUACCCUCCGCCCCGGGCCGGCGCCCCUCGCCCGCGCCCGCACUCACCAGUGCCGGGUCGCCCGCCGGGCCCCGGCUCGCCGCGCGGCUCAGACAGGUGUGGGCGCCGGGAGGGCGCGCGCAGCUCCCAUGCCGGCUCGGCGGCGCGACCGAGUGCGAGCGGGGCGGGCGGGCCGGGGAGCUGGGCCGGCAGCCGACGGAUCCGCCCCCCGCGCCUCCCUAGCUGGCCUGCCCCGCCUCCGGCCUCGGGGACGCCGCGCCCCCGCCGCCCGCGGCCCGCCCCCCGCCCGCGGCCCCGCCUCUGUCGCCCCCGCGGCCGGAGCCUGGCUCGGGGCUGCAGGACCGCGGCGCGCGGCUCUGCGCAGGUGGCCCCCGGCGCUCGCCUGUCCCGGCCUUGCCGCGCCAGCCCGCGCUGGCUCCCGGGGAGCCCCCGGCCGGAACGAGCCCAGGGCCUUUGCUGCCGGCCGGCCGCCUCCUGCUCGGAAAAACCAGCCCCCCCCCUCCAAAGUCGACAGCCUAGCGUUGGGGCUCUGGGCCACAUCUGGUGCGCGCGGAACCCCUCCGCGAAGCGGGGCGCGGGGCCCGGAGCGCGGCUGGGGCGAGGCAGCUUCGAGGGACCGGCUGGUUGGGGAGCCCACCGGCCUCGGCUCUUUAUCGGGGCGCCAGCGGGUGGAGCCACCUCCUCGCUCAGUGGGUCAGCUUCCCUGA
Messenger RNA from Bubalus bubalis (water buffalo), 939 nucleotides. RefSeq names its product collagen alpha-1(I) chain-like. The coding region runs from base 1 to 939 and encodes 312 amino acids. The record is from RefSeq and is a predicted model, not a curated record. NCBI's taxonomy places the organism in Eukaryota, Metazoa, Chordata, Mammalia, Artiodactyla, Bovidae. The transcript is spliced from 2 exons.